Metarhizium robertsii ARSEF 23 is the source of this 4479-nucleotide messenger RNA. RefSeq names its product polyprotein. Gene Ontology annotation, biological process: DNA integration. Bases 1 to 4479 code for a protein of 1492 amino acids. NCBI's taxonomy places the organism in Eukaryota, Fungi, Ascomycota, Sordariomycetes, Hypocreales, Clavicipitaceae. The transcript has 2 exons. Gene Ontology annotation, molecular function: nucleic acid binding. The record is from RefSeq and is a predicted model, not a curated record.
AUGGCAGGAGACCUAGGUAUACCGUCCCCUACCCCCAUCAACCACCCAAGCAAAGACGACCUUCCGAAACGAAUCCAACGACACCACAUAUGCAUAUCUCAAAACUGGGAAUAUGGUGAUCCACGUCUAGACGUAGACCAGGCGACAGCCACACAGAUCAAUGAGGCCAUCGCCUACACAAUGCAGUUCUAUGACGAAUCAGAAUACCAAGAUAAGACCCUCUGGCAAUACUUCAAGGAUGACUUUGGUCACUGGACAGAGUCGACAUUCCAGAAGGGCAACACCAACCUUGUACGAGGAUUUCGCGACUUUCUACGCGAAAAAGGCGUCUACUGUACUAAGGACGGAGGAGCUGUGGCAGCUAGUCUUAUGCGAGUUAUUCGUGAGACAACCCAGUCAGCCUGGCCUCUUGACGAAGAAGACAUCAAACAAAAUCAUCAUAGUAUCUGUGACACUAGCCAAGAUACUGCGUUAGCUUCUACCCCGAGAGAUCUAUCGCGAAUCCCCAAUAACGAGGACAUUAUCAACAAGAGAAUUACCGACUUAAAUAAGAUGUAUACCGACGACGAGAAAUACAGCGGUAAGCUGUACGACUUCUUCCAGAGUAAGCUUAUGCUCUUCAAAGAUAAAUGUCAACGCAUUAGUAUGCCUGAGGAAGGCCUCACACGAGCCCUUCCGACAAUGCUCAAAGGAAAUGCUAUGGCAUACUACCUAGACAGUCUAGCGGGCAAUGAUCUUCCAUAUGUCACGAUGGUUACAAUGAUCCAAAGACGGUUCGAGACCGAUAAUACAACCCAGCUCUACUGGGACGAACUACGACGGACGACACUACAGACAACCAUGGCUAAGAACCCUAGCAAGUCAAUGAUGGAAGCCCUUGAAGACCUUAUCCAGACAAUCCAACAGACAUAUCGAGGGAUAAGAGGGCCUAUAGUUGACGACCGGGAGAUGCAAAAUACAUUACUGUCUGCUGUGACAGGUGUCCCGGAAUGCGGAAGAGCUAUCUAUGACGGUGCUUCGACCUUUGAAGACCUAGCCUCUAAAAUCCGUAAAUCUAUCCGGAUUGCAGAAGACGACAAGAAGGCUAUGACUCAAUACCACAGUACAGCCCACUUCAUCGACCGUCAAUUCUAUAACAACAACAGUCGGCAUAACCGACCUAAGUCUACGGUCAACCGUAACCAACGGUCAAAACCAAUCUGUUACGUCUGCCGGAAGGAAGGAUGCUGGUCAUCUAAGCAUUCUAACAAGGAACAACAACAAGCUAAAGACGACUGGUUUAGCUCACGUAGACACCGAACACCUCCAACAGACAAGAAGUGGCAGACUUUUAUUACCUUCUGUGAAGGUGAUAUUAAGGAUAAUAGCGGGGAUGACAACAGCCGACGUGACUCUCUUAGCGAGCUUAUCGACGAGUCAGAGGCCCUAGUCACUGACGAUAUAGAAGAUGUGACAGCUACGUCACAGCACUUUACCAGCGACCUGACAAGCACGACCUUCUUCACCAAGACAUCAACGCCCAAUGCCACUGACAUACUUGGUACGCUACAAGACCAAGCUUUUCGACAUGCUUUCCUCAAGGACGACCCGUACGACGAUAAUAAAAGACCUGACAACGACACUUUUAUCUGUGAAGACCGGUAUUCCAAUGAAACCUUCAGAGGGAUUCUACCGGAUACAGGGGCGUCAGGCGUGUCAUCAGCAGGAUUCCCACAGGUCCAAGCCCUACAGAGGCUCCAACCUUCCCUAAAAGUUGACAAGGCUGAGAGGCACGAAAUCAAGUUUGGCAAGGGAUCCGAGACUACCAUAGGUGUAAUACGACUACCUACAAUCCUUGGGACAAUCAACUUUCAUGUACUUCUAACGUCGACCCCAUUCCUAUUCUCUAUUACCGACAUGGAUAGAUUAGGCGUAUACCUGCAUAACCUAGAGAACUUACUAAUCCAGGGAGAGAUAAAGAUCCCAGUCAUCCGACGGUGGGGACAUCCAUGGUGGAUUAUUGAUGCUGUUACUACUACGGCCUUCUACCUAACAGAGACACAGCUCCGUCAGCUACACCGACGUUUUGGACACCCGUCAGUCAACCGACUUACGAAGAUACUCCAACGGGCUGACCAGGAAUUUGAGUCUGAGGCCCUUAGAAGGUUGACACAGCUAUGCCGACACUGUCAGAUAAACGGGAAAGCCCCUAGCAGGUUUAGGUUUACAUUACGGGACGACCACGAAUUCAACUACGAGAUUAUCGUAGACAUCGUGCAGAUUGACGACAAACCAGCCCUCCACAUCGUUGACUCAGCUACGUCCUUUCAAGCAGCGCGCUUCCUUGACUCUAGAGGACAGAAAGCCAAGGACAUCUGGGAUACCUUACGAGCCUGUUGGAUUGACAGCUAUCUAGGACCUCCAGACUGGAUAGUUCACGAUGCCGGACGAAACUUCGCAUCGGCUGAAUUCCGGCAAUACGCCCGUACUAUGUCAAUUGAAGUCGACGAAGUCCCCGUUGAAGCUCACAACAGCAUUGGAAAAGUCGAACGAUACCAUGGACCACUACGGAGAGCUUACAACAUCAUCAAGGACGAGCUUGGUGACGCUAUCACAGACGACCAAAAGCUACAAAUGGCAGUCAAGGCUGUUAAUGACUCUGCAGGCCCUGACGGUCUAGUACCCACGCUGCUGGUCUUCGGUGCAUAUCCCCGUCUGACGGACGAUUCGCCACCUGCAUUUACAGUAGUCCAGCGUGCUGAAGCGAUCCGAAAGGCUACUAGUGAGGCCCGCAAGCUGUUAGCCAAGAGACAAGUCAACGAUGCCCUUAGGACCCGGAACGGCCCUGACACGCUACCAACCCACCAACUACCACUACAAUCAGACGUACGAGUCUGGCGUGAAAAAGGUGGAUGGCAAGGCCCUCACAGACUUCUGGCUACUGAUGGCGAGACCUGUACGGUAGAGAUGCCCUAUGGAUCUACCAAAUUCAGGACAACUAUUGUCAAACCGUUUUACCAUGACAAGGACGAUGACAAGACCGCUAAACCGCCUCAGGACAACAUAUCUGACCUUGACGAGCCCGAUGACGACCCUCCUGAAGUCAUUGGUGAUACAAUUGUAAUCCCACCGGCCAAAGAACGAACCCGUCGACGGACAAGAGGACCCCGUCUAGUUGAUCAGAUAUUCACAAGCAGCAUGGAUGACGCCUUUAUCCAAGCUAUUGUAGAAGGUAAAACUAUCGAUAUGGCCUUUAUAACUGCAAAGGAAGAAGCAGACUGGCAACUAUGUCUGCAGUUACGACAGGAAGGCAGGAUAACAACGCCCGGUCGACCGUUUGAGCUAUCAGAUCGAACAGAGAUUGACGCACUACAAGCCCAGGACGUCUUUAGGUUUGAGACGUACGAUCCCCUUAAGCAUAGGGCCGACAGACUUUUCAAAAGUCGGUUAGUACGUGAGAUAAAGGGCAAAGGCACCACAACGCCCUAUGAGAAGUCCAGACUUGUCAUCCAAGGCCACGGCGACAACGGCAAGCAUACGAUACUAACACAAUCUCCUACAAUCCAACGAGCUAGUCAACGCCUAAUUGUAGCUCUGGUACCGUCACUUGCAUCGCGAGGAAUCUUUCUGUGGAUCAGGGACAUCACCCAAGCGUACGUCCAGUCGACAACGAAGCUUAACAGAACUAUCCUAGCCCGACUACCCGACCAGAUUAGAGACCAAUUUCCUGAAGGUACAAUCAUGGUCGUUGUCAAACCGCUAUACGGCAUAGCUGAAGCUGGAACACACUGGUGGGCAACCUACUUUAACCACCACCGUGACAACCUUCGGAUGACGACUUCAACAUUUGACCCAUGCCUGCUUGUAACGACAACAAGAGACUGCUUUGGUAUUACAGGCAUGCAGACUGACGAUACCCUUGGACUUGGCGACCAACGUUUCUUUGACAUUGAAGAGGAACAACUAAAGAAGGCUAAGUUUACAGCUAAGCCUAAGGAAAUCCUGACUCCUGACAACCUGCUACUGUUUAACGGCUGCAAAGUAACCCAAGACGCAGAUGGAUCGGUGACGCUUAGCCAGAAAGACCAAGGUCAGAAGCUAGAGCUAAUCGACGCAAGCUUAGAGACGGCCCAGGAGGAAUACGUCAAACAACGAGCCCGUGGAGCGUACAUCGCGACAAUCUGCCAGCCGGAGGCAUCCUUUGACCUAUCAACAGCAGCACAACAUCAAGACCCAACUGCUGACGAUAUCAGAAAACUGAACAAACGACUCCAAUGGCAAAUUGACCAUCAAGGCCGGGGAUUAAGAUAUAUCCCACUUGACCUACCGACGGCGAAACUAUUCGUGUUUGUAGACGGGUCCUUUGCAAACAACAAGGACCUAAGCUCCCAGAUAGGGUUCAUUAUCAUAAUUGGCAACGAGAGACAACAGGACGCAGAAUUCACGCUGACCGGUAACAUCGUCACAUACAGCUCGACGAAGAUACAACCCUCGCAAUGA